ACCUUGAGAUUUCUCUUAAAACUUCUCUCUCUGCAAGCCGUGCCCACAGGCGGGUUUGCGUUGAAUGUUUUGGAAGCAGCAUGUGAGUAAAAUACUCAAGGGGUCGUAGAGCUGUCACGGCUUUGCUCUUACAGAGGCGAUUCCACAAGUGGAGGAAUGCAUCUUCCUUCCUCUCUGUUGCCUUUCCAUUGCUUUCCUUUUUCUUGUUUUCCUCCUGUUUUUUCAUUUCCUUCGGUUUCUGUUUGUGGUUUAUUCUGGUAAAACUCUGGCUCCCGGGUCUCCUGCCCUGGCCCUGCUGCGAAAGGAUUAGGGCAGGAAGCCAAAAGGGCAUCUGGGAUAAACAAGGCACCUAACGCCGUCUGUAUACUCCAGGUGCUCAUGUGGGUCUGUCUGUGAGAGCCGCAGUGGGGACGGGCCCGGCAGCCCCUCUGCCAUGCAGGCAGCUGCCUUUGGGCCAUUAAGUUGUGACUAAUUGGAGAAAAAUGAAUUUGAAGAAAUGCGUCAUUUUUAGAAGUAAAAAUAACAAAUGGAACAUGAAAAGUAUUUAAAGUGACAUCAUCAGAGAAAUAAAACCAGAGCCACACAAUUGAUUGCCGCUCUCGGAGGCUUUGCAAGCAAAAUAUGCCUCCGUCUCCUAAGUUAGGGGAAGCACCAGUACGGGGCUUCUCAGAGGACACUCGGCGUGAGUGAAGUUUUGCAGCUACGGCUUCAGCAGAGAAGGACCCGCGAGCAGCUGGCAGACCAAGGCAUCAUGCCACACUAAUACAAGCUGCAGCAUCCACAUAAUUCCUCCAAAAAUGUUGCACUGAAAAGCCCAUCCUCAUUCCAUGAACAGCGAAAAAGUCUGGAGCGAGCCAAGACUGAAGAUUAUCUCAAGCACAAGAUCAGAAGCAGGCCUGAGAGAUCAGACCUGGUCAAUAUGCACAUUUUGCAAGACUCAGCUGCAGAGGGGUCCAUUCAGUCUACUCAAAUGAAGCUGAAAAGAGCCCGACUGGCAGAUGAUCUCAAUGAAAAGAUUGCUCUCAGGCCGGGUCCUUUGGAGCUGGUGGAGAAGAACAUUAUUCCUGUCGACUCCGCUGUGAAAGAGGCCAUAAAAGGCACCCAGGUCAGCUUCCCCAAGGCGGCGGACGCCUUCGCCUUCGAGGAGGACAGCAGCAACGACGGGCUGUCCCCGGAGCAGGCGCGGAGCGAGGGCUCCCCGGGCCCCGCCGAGCCGCCGCCGGCCGCCAAGGGCCCAGAGCCCGCCGCGGGCUCCGCGCCUCAGGACCAGCCCUGCAGCGCCGAUGGCCACGCACUGGACCCCGCAGCGGCGCAGGGCAUCCAAUGUGACAGCCCCAAGCAGCUGGCAGGGCAGGAGAGCCCCAUGCUCCCGGUGCCCUCCGCCGUGAAGUCCAAAUCGGCGAGUGACAGCAAGAACCGUCACAAAAAGCCCAAGGACACCAAGCCCAAGGUGAAGAAGCUGAAGUAUCACCAGUACAUCCCUCCAGACCAGAAGGCAGAGAAGUCCCCUCCACCCAUGGAUUCUGCAUAUGCCAGACUCCUCCAGCAACAGCAGCUCUUUCUGCAGCUCCAGAUCCUCAGCCAGCAGCAGCAGCAGCAGCAACAGCAGCAUUUCAGCUACCCAGGGAUGCACCAAGGCCAAGUAAAGCAAUCAAAUGAGCAAAUGGUCAAAAGUUCAAAUUCUUCAUCAACUGCUGUCAACACCAGCCCUCUUUCUCCUGUGAAAACCACCUUUUCGGGCCAGACUUGUGUCUCAUCAAUCAAGCCAGGCCCUCUGCCGUCAAACCUGGAUGACCUGAAAGUGUCAGAACUGAGGCAGCAGCUCCGAAUACGAGGCCUGCCCGUGUCAGGUACCAAAACAGCGCUGAUGGAACGGCUGCGGCCCUUCCAGGAGUGCGGCAGCAACGCAGUGCCCAGCUUCAGCGAGAUCACCACCGUCACCUUCCCCGUCACUCCAACCAGCACCCUGUCUAGUUACCAGUCGCAGUCCUCCACCAGCAUGUUAUCCAAUGGCUUCUACCACUUUGGCAGCACCAGCUCCACACCACCCAUCUCUCCAGCCUCCUCUGACCUCUCUGUGAGUGGCUCAUUGCCAGACACAUUCAACGAUGGGCCCAUGUCUUCUCCACAGUUUGGUCUCCAGCCGUCUCCAGUUCAUGGCAGUGCUGAAGAAAGCCUCAUGAGCAGCAUGAAUGGAGGGAGCAUCCAGCUGGAGCUGGAAGGGAUCGACACAGAGAAAGACAAAAUGCUGGUGGAGAAGCAGAAGGUCAUCAAUGAACUAACGUGGAAGCUGCAGCAAGAGCAGAGGCAGGUGGAAGAGCUACGGAUGCAGCUCCAGAAGCGAAAGAGAAAUAAUGGCCUUGAGGAGAAGCAGCAGCCCGCUCCUCAUUUCUUUGGUGUCCCCAUCAAGCAAGAAAACACAGUGUCCAGCUGUCCGUUUGCAUCCAAACAAACUGCCUUGAAAGGCCAAGCCAACAGCUCGGAUAAGUUGAGUAACUGUGGGGUGCCACAGCUGCCUCACAUUGUAAAUAGCCACUGCUUGGAGCCUGCAGGGCAAAGCACCAUCACCUCCUCGACAUUCCUGAGCCCGCAGUGCUCCCCCCAGCACUCCCCACUCGGGGCUGCAAAGAGCCCCCAGCACAUCAGCCUGCCACCCUCUCCCAACAGCCACUAUCUCCUCUCGGUGUCCCCCAGCUCAGAAGGGCGCAGUGGGUCCCCGCAGGCCAGCAGUUGCCUUCGCACAGCACCGAUGCCUACGCAGGCAGGUCAAAAGUUUUCUAUUCCAUCCCCAACUUUUUGUAAGUCAAGCCCAGCCCUCUCAGAGGUAAAGCAGCCUCCACCCUAUGAGGAUGCAGUAAAGCAGCAGAUGACACGAAGUCAGCAGAUGGACGAGCUCCUGGACGUGCUGAUCGAGAGCGGAGAAAUGCCAGCCAAUGCCAAGGAAGAUCAGUCCUGCCUCCAGAAAGUACCUCAGAUAACGGUGUCUACAGGGAACUCCAGCACCGCGCUCCCCAAGGCAUCGGCCCCGUUUGAGCAGGUCUCCUCAGCCCAGCUCCCCUUCGAGCACUGCCCGGGCAGCGGUGACGCUCACCUCGAGGUGCUGCUGAGCGCCCACAGCCCCCUGGGCAGGGUCAGUGAAAUCGCCCUGCUGAAGAUGGGGGCAGAGGAGUCCCACUUCGAAGGGAUGAUGGAGGGGUUCCCCGGCAAGGCCGCCGAUGAACUGCUCCCCUCUCAGGAGAUCUUACAGCCUCCCCUCUCGCCCAUGGACACCCAGCUCUCCCCUUCCCCUGCCGACGGCGCCGGUUUACAGAUGAGCUUCACUGAGUCUCCAUGGGAAACGAUGGAGUGGCUGGACCUGACCCCCCCCAGCUCCGCCACCGGCUUUGGCUCGCUCACCCCAGUGGCUCCCAGCAUCUUCAACAUUGAUUUCCUAGACGUUACCGAUCUCAACCUAAACACCAGCAUGGACCUGCACCUGCAGCAGUGGUGAGAGGGAGGGUGGUGGAGGCAGGACGCAGCAGCCAGCACAGUGUUCCUGUCAUGCCGGGGAACGCACAGGGCGAAGGUGCCACAUCCAGGGGAAACUGGAGUCAUUUUCCCAGCAUAUAAACUGAAUAUCCAGUUAUGGCCAAUCGACAGCACAGUUGCUCUGGUAGCUUGGUUUUCCUCCAUCGACACGUCCCCACAGAGGACAGCAGUGCCUUUAAUGCUUCUUUAGAUUGAAAAGAACUUUGGUUCCCUUUCUUUUCUCUUUCCCCCCUUCCCAGUUUUAGCAGCCACUCUUGUGAGAACUGGAGCAGCUCAUGACAAAACUCUGUGAUGAGGAGACCUCACCUUGGUGGCAACAGGAAAUCUUGGAGAGGAUAGCCUGUUGCUGCCCUCUCCUCCUGCCCGCCUCGCCCUUCAAGCAAUCCUGCUGGGCUCAUCCUGGCCAUGCCCAGGCAGGGAUGUGGGAUCAGGGAGGCUCUGCCCAGCCAGGGUGACAAGCACACUUCUCCAUACAGCCAGGCUCGCCGAGCUUCCUGCCUCCACCGCUGUGUUGCCCAGUCCCUGCACAGCUCUGCCCCAUGUGGAUGAGAGGUGGAGACCCCCCGUAUUCGUGGUAUCACCUUGUCAUGUCCUCAUGGUGCCUCAGGGGCUGAAAGCCCAGGAGCCAUCCUGGCUGCAGUCUGAAGUGGAUCAGGCUGGAGCCUGUGAUCGCUGGAUGUUGGAGGCAGCUGCUCAGGCUGCACAGGCAGGUACCAAAGGGAUGUGGAGUCCCAGUGAAGCUGCUGCACCCCAGCUAGCACGGUACAGAUGAAGAGAUGUGUAAUGUGUUUUGGUCCAAGGUAGGAGCAAGUCGUACAGAGAAUACAGCCCUUUGGAGGGGCUGACCUUUGCACAGCCAGAAGUCAGGAUGGAUUUCCACCACCUUGCAUGACCUGGGAGCAGGGAGAGCCAGAAAUGGACACUCAGCGGCCGGCACAUGGGGCAGGGUUGAGCAGGUCCUCGCGGGGCUGCAGUUCUGUGCAAGCAUCUGCUGUUGUUGCCUCCACUCCUCAGCCAUCUCCCAUUCCCACUCCCUCCAUUCUUCCCAUCCCUCCUCAAUCCCCAUCAGUCAUCCCCUGGUUCCCAAGUUUACUCCAGCAUCACUGCUCACAGCCCAGAGCAAGGCCACCCGGAGAACGGCUGUGAAUCACUGAGCCUGGAGGAGCUAGUUCUCCUGAAGCUGGCAGAGACGGAUGCUCUCCUGCAGUGAUGCCUCCCAUUUGAAGUCACCAGCAUUUCUCCUAUGAGUCUCUGUGCAAUAUAUUUCCUCAGGCUCUGGAGAGAAGGAGCCUUUGCUUCACUUGGCUUCCACCAAAGACCUUGCUGCGGACUUGUCUGACGGACACGUCUACUUCUUUGCAAUUCUGGUUUUGCCAAAGUAAAUAUUGUUGCUGACAAAGAUUGUUAAACUAUUUACAGACUGAGCGUAUUUAAUAUUUGUGUUACUGGAAAGACAGCACAUCGGAGGUGCAGCAGCCGGGGGGGGAAACCGGCCAUGGUUCCCAUGGGAUGCUCCCCCCAGGGAUGCUGGAGCUGUCGAGGAGGCUGUGCAGCCCCUGCUGCGCCUCCAGCUCGUGGCGUUGUUGCAUGCUGUAUAAAGCACGUGGCAGUAGCUCUCAAGUCGCUGUUUAAAGCACCACUUUUCUAUUGUACAAAUGGUCACAGUGCACUGCCAGGGUAGGGGGUCACAGGGUGCAUUUUGUAAAAGAAUUCCUUUUUCUAAGUGAGAGAUUUUCCCAAGCCAGUCCCUGCAGAGUAUCACCAGCACCUGAACCAGAGUAGUGUUAGCUGCUGCACUGCGGCACUGUACAGGCCUGUCCAGGUAACUUCCUCCUCUAGGCAAACCUAGUUCCUUAUUUAAAGGGAUGCUGUCAGCUUCAAUCUUGUAAGCAAGCACAUUUCCUUACCUAUGUUACCAGCAACACCUUCAUUAUUAAAACCCUUUUGUCUUGA
Molecule: messenger RNA, 5481 nt
Organism: Pezoporus occidentalis (night parrot)
Lineage: Eukaryota; Metazoa; Chordata; Aves; Psittaciformes; Psittacidae
Gene: MYOCD
Product: myocardin
Exons: 14
Coding region: 920-3490 (856 amino acids)
Biological process (GO): smooth muscle cell differentiation; cardiac muscle cell differentiation; positive regulation of transcription by RNA polymerase II
Cellular component (GO): nucleus
Molecular function (GO): transcription coactivator activity
Source: RefSeq, a predicted model, not a curated record